Scutellospora calospora is the source of this 250-nucleotide messenger RNA. Lineage: Eukaryota; Fungi; Glomeromycota; Glomeromycetes; Diversisporales; Gigasporaceae. The record is from the annotation of a GenBank genome assembly.
GCGAGAAAUAAUAAAGAACCCUUCGAUUAUGAUUGGUUAAAUUUUUUGCCAUUACGAAUUAGUUUUAUUAAAAACCGGUUUGACGUAACUGAUCAUUUUUAUAUUGUCGUAAAUGAAUUAUGGCCACAAGUUUGUACCUAUAUUAUGUCCCUUCCCACUAGUCACCAAAGAUAUAAAGAUCUUUUAAUUUUUGAAGAAAGACUGAAACAAAAUUUACAUCAAUUACAAAGACGUAGUUAUAAAUACGAAG